GUCAAUUCACACCGUUUUGUGGUCCUCCUGUCCUUUCAAAUUAAGGCAAACGUUACCAGGUGUCCCAACGCUUCAGUAUGUGUCCAGCAGGUUUGCUGUGUGAGCUGCUGCCUGUCCUGACGUGGUUGCGGAGGAGGAAGUUGCCGUGCCAGUGACCAGUGAGGCCCGCUAUAGGGACCAUGCUCUAGAGGCUCACCUCCCUCUCCGAUAGCACCUGGAGGUCCGGCUUUGACCCUGUACAAUGAACAACGAGGAUAAAUUCUACGACGCCGUAACAGGCUUGGACUCUGAUGAGUCGUAUGAAGGUGCGUCGGAGGCCAGUUUUAAAGACGCGGGGGUGUACGACGACACCCAGAGGAGCAACGGCUCCACGUCACCGGAGAACGGAAUCGGGAAGCGCAGGACAACGCUACCUGCCCCAAUGUUCUCCAGGAACAACUUCAGUGUGUGGGGCAUUCUGAAGAAAUGCAUUGGACUGGAGCUGUCCAAGAUCACCAUGCCCAUCGUGUUCAACGAGCCCCUGAGCUUCCUCCAGCGGAUCACAGAGUACAUGGAGCACACAUACCUCAUCAACAAAGCUUGCUCGCUGUCUGACUCCAUAGAGCGCAUGCAGGCGGUAGCUGCUUUUGCCGUGUCGGCCGUGGCGUCGCAGUGGGACAGGACUGGAAAGCCCUUCAACCCUCUGCUAGGAGAGACCUAUGAACUAACGCGAGAGGACCAGGGCUACAGGCUGAUCUCGGAGCAGGUCAGCCACCACCCCCCUGUCAGUGCCUUCCAUGCUGAGAGCCUGGUCGGGGACUUUGUCUUCCACGGCUCUAUCUACCCCAAACUCAAGUUCUGGGGCAAGAGUGUGGAGGCUGAGCCCAAGGGAACUAUCACACUAGAGCUCCUCAAGCACGGUGAGGUCUAUACGUGGACCAACCCUUUCUGCUGUGUACACAAUGUCAUCCUGGGCAAACUGUGGAUCGAGCAGUACGGCACUGUAGAAAUCCUCAACCACAGUACUGGAGAUAAGUGUGUGCUGAACUUCAAGCCGUGUGGCAUGUUUGGAAAGGAGCUGCACAGGGUGGAGGGCUACAUUCAGGACAAGAGUAAAAAUAAGCUUUGUGUGAUCUAUGGGAAGUGGACCGAGUGCAUGUGGAGCAUGGACCCCCAGACGUACGAGUCCAACAAGAAGGCUGAGAAGAAGGCAGACUCUAAGAAACAGAAGAGUCCGGAGGAGCCUGAGGGGUUCGACAGCGACGAUGCAGACAACAUGCCUGAGGUCUUGGAGACUGUAGCUGUGAUCCCUGGCAGCACCCUGCUGUGGAGGAUAUCGUCACGACCCCAACACUCUGCUAAGAUGUAUAACUUCACUAACUUUGCCAUGUCGCUGAAUGAGCUGGAGCCUGGUAUGCAGGCCACCCUGGCCCCCACAGACUGCCGCCUGCGGCCCGACAUCAGAGCCAUGGAGAACGGAGACAUGGAUCAAGCCAGUCGAGAGAAGGCGAGGCUAGAGGAGAAACAGAGGUCGACGCAGAAAGACCGUUCCAAGGACGAGGAGGAAUGGUCCACUCGAUGGUUCCAGUCAGGUACAAACCCCUACACGUCCUCUCAGGACUGGCUCUACACAGGGGGCUACUUUGAUAGGAAAUACGCUGACCUUCCUGAUAUCUACUGAUCCUGGGGGGUUCUAUGAACACCUGCUGAACCACCCCUUCAAUCCUCCCCGCCAGUCCCCUGGCACGCCCCUGUUCUAAGCACCACACGGUCUCCCGUUGGAACUCUGAAGCGCCGAUAGCCUCUCCUUGUACAACACAUGCGUCUGUGUUAGCACAACCCUCCCCUCCCCAGUCAGUGAUGAAAGGGAACAGUCAACGGUGAAAUCAGGGAUGUGAAUGCUCCUUUGACUGAUAACUGGUUUGGAGAUUCUUUGGGACAUGUUGGUGGCAGCACAAGCGGAAGCAGACAUGAACAGAGACUGUGAGUCUGGAGGAGACUAGUUCUUGAACAGGAGUGCAUUGUGGGUACCCCUCCCUCCUCCCUAUCAGACCUGGGUUGAAUACCUAUUUCAAAUAUUCAAAAUACUUGAGCUUGAUUUAAAUUGAUUGGCAUGUGGAGUUUGCACUUUUGGAAUUAUUCCAUUGGUUCCAUUGCGCCUGUCAAGCUAAACAAAGCACACCUGGAGUAUUCCGCCCAGGUCUGGCUGUCCCCUAUAUACGUCCAGAGGGCAAGCUUCUCAUCACUGUAAUGUAACCUGUAUGUAUAGAGAAGAAGAAUGAUCAUAUGACCAUAUCGGCUAAUCACACACAUCUAGCCACAUUGGCCACUGCUCAGUCUGUGAAUACAGCCCCUGAUUCAGGCAGUCGGCUAGUAAUUCCCCCAUCACAAAAUAUUCCUUUUGUUACUCUUCUGCAUGGCUUUUGGCUAGCUAGCUAACAGUGUUAGCGACCCCUGGCUCUGUGGCGGUGGACCUACCGUACGAUCGGCCCGGCUGCCGUUGUUUACCUAGUCAGUCAAUUUAGAGUGUUCUCGUAAUCAUCAGUAAGACAAUAACAAUGAGCGUUAAUAAGAUUAUAAGAAGAGUAUAAUGGGUACCAGAGGAGGCUGGUGGGAGGAGCUAUAGGAGGAAGAGCUCAUUGUAAUGGCUGGACUGGAAUUAAUGGAACGGUAUCAAACGCGUCGAGCAUAUGGAAAUCACGUUUGACUCCAUUCCAGACAUUACAAUGGGCCCGUUCUCCUAUAGCUCCUCCCACUAGCCUCCACUAGAGUGCGCGUGCGUGUGUGGCUCUGCGUGUGUGAGUGUGUAUGAAUGACUGUAGUGAUUUGUACAGAAUCUUAAGCCAUAUGGUUCCUUUUAACUACAGGUAUAACUGGCAAGGGUGGUUUGCUGUGCAGUCAUUGGCUAUGAAUAAAUGAAUUGAUAAUUGUUACCUCAAGAACUAAAUACUAGUUAUCGCCAGAGCAUGAUAAAGCCUUUUUCAUGUAAGAUAUACAUGUAUGUAAAUACCUACUUUUAUAAAUAUAGCUAGCCAAUCGUCAUAAUAGUGUCCAAACAGGUCAAAGUGAAUUUGGAAUUGAAUGGAAUUAUAGCCGAUAUGAAGUAGAAGUCAUUGUGUAAUAUUACCAGCUUCCCUUGUAAGCAUAUUGUUGCCUUCGUGUUAGGAACUCUUUGUGGCUUUAAACCACACACUCUCACGUCACCAAUCUCUUUCACAAUGACCAGCCAUUAUGUGUAAGUUCUUAUUUAUAAGAGACUUUUUUUUUUUACAGAAAUAGUCGCACUCAUGCAAUAUACGAUA
Molecule: messenger RNA, 3281 nt
Organism: Salvelinus namaycush (lake trout)
Lineage: Eukaryota; Metazoa; Chordata; Actinopteri; Salmoniformes; Salmonidae
Product: oxysterol-binding protein-related protein 2-like
Exons: 14
Coding region: 242-1660 (472 amino acids)
Cellular component (GO): membrane; intracellular membrane-bounded organelle; cytosol
Molecular function (GO): cholesterol binding
Source: RefSeq, a predicted model, not a curated record